AUGAGAGCGCGUUUGAUUUUGCUCGGUGUGCUUUCGAUGUGCAGCAUGUGCUUCAGUCAAGAGUGUAACACAGAAUUUCUGGAGAAUGUGGAUUUCCCAGGAACAGAUAAACAGGUCCUCUUCUCUCCUGAUGCCGCGCACUGUCAACAUCUCUGUACCCAGUACUCUGCCUGCCAAUUUUUCACUUUUGUGCGCUCAGACUGGACCAGAGAUAAAAGGCACUUCUACUGCUACCUGAAGUCCACCCCCACUGGACAGCCCAACAGGCGGACCCCACUGCGGGGUGUCACUUCAGGCUUUUCUCUGAAACCCUGCAGCCCAGCUCCACAGCCCUGUUUGUCUAAGGUGUACCAGAACAUAGACUUCCUUGGUGCAGACUACCAGACGUUUUUCACAGCUGACUAUGAGGGGUGUCAGAGAGCCUGCACACAGGACCCCUCCUGUCAGUUCUUCACUUUUGUCAAUAAUGUCUUCACACCAGAGAACAUCAGGAACAAGUGCCACCUUAAAUUCAGCUGGUCGAUACCUCAGACACCAGUCGUUGAAGCAACAGCUGGUGUGGUGUCUGGAUUCUCCCACAAAACUCAGAUGAGUCAGAUGUCUGACACAGCUUGUCAGGGCAAGCUAUUUCCCAACACUGCCACCCAGGGAAACUUCAUCCAGUCGCUGCCCACUGCUAUAGCUGAACACUGUCUGUCUCUAUGCUCCGCUCAUCCAUCCUGCACCUUCUUUACCUUUCACAGUGAAAACUUCACCUGCAACCUGAAGAAUAACCAGAAUGAAAUGGUGCUCAGGGCUCAAGCAGGAGCCACAUCAGGGAUACCGGAACGCUUCUGUCAGCUGGACACAAACUGGGCAAAAGUUCCUCUCGACGGAAUUGAUUUCCGAAGUUCUGUCAUUCGAUAUGUGCUGAUGGAUGAUGCAGAGACGUGUCAGAGGACCUGCACUGAGGACGUUAACUGCCAGUUCUACACCUAUGUCCAUUCAAGCUUUCAUAACAGUGAAUACUGGCGCCGCUGCUAUCUCAAGCGUACCAUCACUAUGCCUUCUCCUCCCAAGAUUGCCAAAUUGAGCAAUGUGGUGUCUGGCUUCACCUUGAGGAACUGUCAGGGUGUUGUAUAAACACAAACACGUUUCUAAAUACAAUAAAAAAUUGAGCAAUGUUUGCUUUCAGCUUGUUGAAAUGUUUUAGAGUAAGUUUUCACAUGUGUUCAUUUUAGCCCUCCCUUGAAAGAGAUCUGUUUAAGAGAUAUCAAGUGAGGAAGGAGGAGAAAAAAUAUCAGCAUAUGAUUCUGCACCAAGAUAAUCUAGCACAGAAGACAAGUUCAGUAUUUUUUUGAAAAAAUAGCAACAACUGGAAAGAAGUAAUCCUUUACAAAUGUUUUCUAAUGUUCAUUGCAUGAUGUAAA
Messenger RNA from Notolabrus celidotus (New Zealand spotty), 1409 nucleotides. RefSeq names its product coagulation factor XI-like. Gene Ontology annotation, molecular function: protein binding. Gene Ontology annotation, biological process: proteolysis. The transcript is spliced from 9 exons. The record is from RefSeq and is a predicted model, not a curated record. Gene Ontology annotation, cellular component: extracellular region. Bases 1 to 1122 code for a protein of 373 amino acids. NCBI's taxonomy places the organism in Eukaryota, Metazoa, Chordata, Actinopteri, Labriformes, Labridae.